This is a messenger RNA of Neltuma alba, 1405 nucleotides long. RefSeq names its product flavanone 3-dioxygenase 2. Lineage: Eukaryota; Viridiplantae; Streptophyta; Magnoliopsida; Fabales; Fabaceae. The coding region runs from base 12 to 1085 and encodes 357 amino acids. The transcript has 4 exons. The record is from RefSeq and is a predicted model, not a curated record.
UGUUUCCUUCAAUGGCUCCAACAGCCGCUUCUAGCACUAAGCCUCUUCCUUCCAAAAUCUCCAGCAUCAAAGACUUGGCUGAAUCCCACGGCCUCGCUUCCAUCCCUUCCGACUUCCACACCCUCGCCGAUCGUCGAGACCAAGUUGCUGACGACGGCCUUGCCGCUUCCAUACCCGUCAUUGACUUGUCCCUUCUCGCCUCACCCGACCCUCAACUCCAUGCUCACGCCCUCCAACAACUUGCCGAAGCCGCCGCCGAAUGGAACUUCUUCAUGAUCAUAAAUCAUGGGAUUUCCGAGAGCCUCCUGCAAGAUGUCAUGAACAAGUCUCUGGAGUUUCACAACUUGCCUGUUGAGCAAAAGAACGAGUUUUUGGACCAAGGCCUGUUCGCACCUAUCAGAUAUGGCACCAGCUCCCACUCUCAAGCCGAGACGGUUCAUUACUGGAGAGAUUAUCUUAGGAUAACAACGUUUCCCGAAUUUAACUUCCCUCACAAACCCACGGGUUUCAGGGAGCUUGGAUUCGAGUAUAGCAGACAAAUCAGACGUGUUGUGAAAGUGUUGCUUCAGGGAAUAUCCGAGAGUUUAGGGUUAGAACCCAACGCCAUUUCGGAUUUCUCGGGUUUUGAUCGUUCCGGGUUUCAAAAGUUUCAAGCAAAUCUAUACCCUCCGUGUCCUCGGCCGGACCUCGCUCUGGGGCUGCCUCCUCACACUGAUAACGGCUUCUUCACCAUCCUUACGCAAAACGGCAUCGGCGGCCUUCAGGUGAAGCACGACGGCAAAUGGGUGAACGUGAAUCCUCUCCCCAACUGCCUGCUUGCCAUCCCGGGAGAUCAACUUGAGCUGGUGAGCAACGGAAGGUACAAGAGCAUCUGGCAUCGCGCAAUGGUGAACACGAGAGUGACCAGGGUUAGCCUUGCAGUGGCAAAUGGACCACCGCUGGACAAAGAAAUGGGGCCCGUGCCACAGUUACUGAAGAAGGAAAAGCCACUAUUCAAGAGCGUGAGGUACAGGGACUACAUCUUACUUCAACAGAAGGCUCGAUGCGUGGAAGGCAGGGCCCUGGAUGACCUCCGCAUUAAUUAAUUAAUUAGACCUUUUAUUAUCAUAUCUGUUUUUCCCAUUAAAUAAGCGGCUCAUGCCAUGCAUGCAUGUCACACUCAAACAUGCGUGACUACCCCAUUAAGUCUUACUAAUUAAUUAUGCUAGCUCUAUGUGCCCACUCUUCAUUGCGUGACGGCCUUUUCUAGUUAUCUCUUGUGUGGUGGAUGGCGGUGGCACGUCCAAUGAUGGUCACUAAUAUUAAUAAAGUGCAUCCAUUUGGGACCUCAUCACCGUUCAUGCACACUUGGUUAGCCAGUUGCCCAUCAUUCGAUUUCUUCCUUCACGCACGACGAAAAUAAAAU